UUAUCCACUCGGACGAUCGGCGUGGUGUCGCGACUUACCAAAUUUCGUGGUUUCUAUCGGUUUGUGAUAAACACGUGCAGCAAAAUCAAGUUUAUGUUUUUUUUCUCACUUCGAAGAACUUCAGAAUUCAGGGUCAGGUCCAAGGUAGUCGCAGACCCGCGGCACCUGCCAUGGGAGGACCUCUAAGAUCUCUGCAAAACCCUUCUAAUUCUACAGUUUAGAUUGCAACAACACUAAUUCAAGAUACUCAACGAUCUCUGUUCUUCAAUUUUCCAGAGGUUCAAAUAUUCUAUCCCCGACUUUCCAAUUAUAGACGUCAAUUUCUUCAAAAGCUCUGAUAGGAUUACGUCCUUACGUAAUCGGACUCUGCAACAAGAACCCUAAUUUAGAUCAUACACAGGAAUGGACGGGCAUUCCGCGCAUUCAACUGCUCCAGUUCGUUCCAGGAGUUCCCAAUCUCCUUCGCCAUCACACUCGGCCUCGGCUUCUGUUUGCUCUUCAGCACACAAGCGCAAGCUAGUCUCCGACGACCACGCACCAGCUUUCCCUUUCUCCUUCUCUGACAACCGAGAUGGGGCUCUUACUUCUAAUGAUGACCUCGAGAGUAUCAGCGCUCGAGGGGCAGAAACCGACUCCGAAGACGAUUCAGAGGAGGUUGUUGACGAUGAUGAUGACGAAGAUAACGACUCAAUGAGGGUUUUUACGAAUGCCCGGUUAGAGAACAAUGUGAAAUCGAGGAAUACGAAGCUGAAGUCGGAGAAUUCUUCUAUGAAAAUUGAUUCUUCUGGGCAUUCUGAUAUAGGUAAGGAUGAACGGGGCCCCACUGCAUCAGUGGCUUCGGGCCUACCGCAACCUCCAGCAAUGAGUUCGAUUUCUGGGGUUGCAGUAAAGGAGGACACAAUGAAGGGAAUUUUUACCGAAAAUAUACAGACAAGUGGGGCGUAUAGUGCUAGAGAAGAAAGCCUGAAGAGAGAGGAGGAAGCAGGAAGGCUCAAAUUUGUAUGCCUCACCAAUGAUGGAAUUGACGAGCAUAUGAUUUGGUUGAUAGGAUUGAAGAAUAUCUUCGCUAGACAACUGCCUAACAUGCCGAAGGAAUAUAUUGUUCGUCUAGUCAUGGACAGAAGCCACAAAUCUGUAAUGGUUAUCAGGCAUAACCACGUAGUGGGGGGCAUCACAUAUCGCCCUUAUAUCAGCCAAAAAUUUGGGGAAAUAGCUUUUUGUGCAAUCACAGCUGAUGAACAAGUAAAAGGCUAUGGCACUAGACUGAUGAAUCACUUAAAACAGCAUGCUCGUGAUGUUGAUCGGCUCACUCAUUUUCUAACUUAUGCAGACAAUAAUGCUGUUGGUUAUUUUAACAAGCAGGGUUUUACAAAGGAGAUUGAUUUGGAGAAAGAAAGAUGGCAAGGGUAUAUUAAAGAUUAUGAUGGAGGAAUUCUUAUGGAAUGCAAAAUUGAUCCGAAGCUUCCAUAUACUGAUUUAUCAACUAUGAUUCGCCGACAAAGGCAGGCAAUUGAUGAAAAGAUAAGAGAGCUUUCUAAUUGUCACAUUGUGUACCCAGGAAUUGACUCUCAAAAGAAAGAAGCUGGGAUUCCCAAAAAGAUCAUCAAAGUUGAGGAUAUCCCUGGUUUGAGAGAGGCUGGUUGGACUCCUGAUCAGUGGGGAUAUUCACGCUUUAGAGCAUUAUUAGGUGCUUCUGCAGAUAGUGCCUCCUACCGGCAGAUGUUGAAUAACUUCAUGCGUUCACUUUUGAAGAUAAUGCAUGAUCAUCCUGAUGCUUGGCCAUUCAAGGAGCCUGUUGAUUCGCGUGAAGUGCCUGAUUAUUAUGAUAUUAUCAAAGACCCCAUGGAUUUGAAGACAAUGUCAAAGAGGCUGGAAUCGGAGCAGUAUUAUGUGACAUUCGAGAUGUUUGUUGCGGAUGUCAAGAGGAUGUUUGCCAAUGCACGCACCUAUAACUCUCCUGAAACCAUAUAUUACAAAUGUGCAACCAGGCUGGAAGCUGUUUUCACAAACAAAGUUCAAGCCCAUCUUCAAUCUUGUAGCAAACUUCAGCAGUAACUACUGUUAUAGACUGUCAGGCUGGAAGCUGUUUUCUCAAAGAAAUUUCACGCUCAUCUUCCUUCAAUCAUGUAGCAAACCUCAGUAGUAACAGCUGAUCUACUACAUUCAGGCAGUGAUGUAUGUACAAUACAUGUGACCCUCAGCAAAGAAUGUCAUCGAACUGAGUCCACCAUGGUAAUUUAUUGCUUCUUCUAACAAGCACAUUUUUAUGAAGAUCCUAUUGACCAAAUUUUCUGCCUGGGUAAACUGGGAAAAUUAAGAUAUUGUAAUCAGCCUAACUUAUUAGUCCUCCUUGACAGUACAAUAAUUGUUCAGUAAAUUUGUAUAUGUAUCUAAAGAUUGUACUGUAGUCUGGAACUCUAGAUCAUACCCAAAAAAAAAAAUUCAAAAUGACAAGUAUCGGCAAUCCAA
Molecule: messenger RNA, 2469 nt
Organism: Macadamia integrifolia
Lineage: Eukaryota; Viridiplantae; Streptophyta; Magnoliopsida; Proteales; Proteaceae
Product: histone acetyltransferase GCN5
Exons: 13
Coding region: 403-2055 (550 amino acids)
Biological process (GO): chromatin remodeling; positive regulation of transcription by RNA polymerase II
Cellular component (GO): histone acetyltransferase complex
Molecular function (GO): histone H3 acetyltransferase activity; protein binding
Source: RefSeq, a predicted model, not a curated record